AUGAGCCGUCUUUACCAGCACAGCCUGCUGACACGCUUCUUGCCGCUAAUUAUCACCGUCCAUGUCAACAAUCUCGGCUGGAUGCGGCGAGGAAACCGUCAGAUAGCGAGAUAUCGAGGAGCCGAGACGACGGACGCGAUACCCCGGCCCACCGUCCCCAAACAACUCCGCCCCCUCCCAUCCAGAGUCAGCACGGUCCGGCACGGCACGACGCAGAGGAGGAGGGGGGAGGAGACUAGGAGACGACAGCCUAAGGGAAAGAAGGCUAAGGGGAAGAAGGUGGCACCUGCCCCUUCUGUGGCCAAGAAACAUGAGGCCAAAAAAGUUGUAAACCCCCUCUUUGAGAAGAGGCCAAAGAACUUUGGCAUCGGCCAGGAUAUUCAGCCCAAGCGUGACUUAACACGCUUUGUGAAAUGGCCUCGUUACAUUCGCCUGCAGAGGCAGCGCUCCAUCCUCUACAAGCGUCUGAAGGUCCCCCCUGCAAUCAACCAGUUCACCCAGGCUCUGGACCGCCAGACUGCCACACAGCUGUUCAAGCUGGCCCACAAGUACAGGCCAGAGACCAAGCAGGAGAAGAAGCAGAGGCUGCUGGCUCGCGCUGAGCAGAAGGCCGCUGGAAAGGGAGACACCCCAACCAAGAGGCCCCCUGUCCUCCGUGCAGGCGUGAACACUGUCACCACUCUGGUGGAGAACAAGAAGGCUCAGCUGGUCAUCAUCGCCCACGAUGUGGACCCCAUUGAGCUCGUCGUGUUCCUGCCAGCUCUGUGCCGCAAAAUGGGUGUCCCAUACUGCAUCGUUAAGGGCAAGGCUAGACUGGGCAGACUGGUGCACAGAAAGACAUGCACUUCAGUCGCCUUCACACAGAUUAACCCUGAGGAUAAGGGUGCACUUGCAAAGCUUGUGGAAGCCAUCAAGACCAACUACAACGACAGAUAUGAGGAGAUCCGUCGUCACUGGGGAGGCGGAAUCAUGGGUCCCAAAUCCACAGCUCGCAUCAGCAAGCUGGAGAAGGCAAAGGCCAAGGAACUGGCCACCAAGCUUGGUUAAAUUGUUUGGAAUAAAAAAUAUAUGUCCUAAA
Molecule: messenger RNA, 1078 nt
Organism: Cheilinus undulatus (humphead wrasse)
Lineage: Eukaryota; Metazoa; Chordata; Actinopteri; Labriformes; Labridae
Gene: rpl7a
Product: ribosomal protein L7a
Exons: 8
Coding region: 1-1047 (348 amino acids)
Biological process (GO): ribosome biogenesis
Cellular component (GO): ribonucleoprotein complex
Source: RefSeq, a predicted model, not a curated record